Molecule: messenger RNA, 6079 nt
Organism: Priapulus caudatus
Lineage: Eukaryota; Metazoa; Priapulida; Priapulimorpha; Priapulimorphida; Priapulidae
Exons: 16
Coding region: 464-5041 (1525 amino acids)
Molecular function (GO): actin monomer binding
Source: RefSeq, a predicted model, not a curated record
UCUCGUUUACGAACGCACGCCGCACGCUCGUCGGCCUUGGUACUAGCGAAUCACCGACCGAAGGAGUGACGGACGUGGGUCGGCGGUGGUCGCGCGUACACGUGUGUGUCUGUGGGUGCGGGUGUGUGUGUGUGUAUGUGUGUGUGUGUGUGGGGGCUACGCUGAGAAUAGUUGCCGUGUCGUGCCGUAGUGUGUCGUGGUGUACGUGUGCGUGCGCGACAACGUAGUGCCGCGCGACACAGCCGCGUGAUUUAGUUGUGUGUACGACACGCGUACAUGCGACACAGGUGUGAGCCGCGAUUGUUGUGAGAUAUAUACGACAGUUGCGCGCGAUACACAGUUGUCAGAUUUAGUCGUGAGACACAUUGCGUGCGACACAGUUCAUCCGUGAGAGCUCUACACGGUCGUGAGACACGGCGUCGAGUCUACUAUAUCGUCAGCGUCGUGGUGGAGCACCGGCGUCAUGAAGCGGUUAUUCAAGAGCAUCAGUAUGAAGCGCAUAGCGCCGCCGCCGCCACCGCCGACGUCGACGCUGAAGAAGGCGCAGAGCAAUGGCGACGUCUACUCUCCGCUCAACUACGACGACGCCUUCCCCGACGACGAGAACAUGAACGAACUCAGCACGAAGAUGCAGCUGACCGUGGUGCUACCUGGCGGCAAGAGACGCUCGAUGAGCGUAGAUACCGGCAUGCCGAUGAUGGACGUCCUUGUGCGAGUGGCCAUAAACAACAGACUUGUUCCGGCCAACAUCCUGCUUCACGUACCGGACCCGGACAAGAGCGGAGAGUCGAUUCUCUACAAGCCUAACACCGCUGUCGGCAGUCUAGGUGCUCACACCGUAUACGUCGUAGCGAAGAAUCAUGCGCUAGAGAGCAAGCGGACACAAAGCAAACCUGGCGCGCAGCAGCAACAGCAGCAGACGCAGCCGUUCGAGCAUUCCUGUGCGGACCAGUCGGCUGUGAGUGCGAACUUAUACCAACUGAAGUGUCGGGGAGCAACAGCCAGCGAUCAGUCAAAGGUGACGCAACGCGUGCAGGUCAACCUACCGCAGGGACAGCUGACCGUGCUGCGGCUGAGCCCGCACGUGCCGCUGUACGACCUCCUCACACUCGUCUGCCGCGAGCGCAACCUCGACGAACGCCAGGUGGCGCUGAAGCACCCGCGCACGCUACAGGACCUCGAUCCAGCGCGAUCGCUAGCCGACUAUGAACUAAGCGAGGUCACCGUCGUCACGACAGUGAAAGGUGCAUCGGAGAUGAUGAAUGUUGACGAGUACCCACGCCAAGCAGCGCCAUCUAGUGUUGGCCAGCACACGUCCGCCAGCAGUGAAAAGGACCAGAAGAAGAAGCACAAAAAAUCCUUUCUUGGCUUCAUAGGAAGGAAGAAAUCAAAGGACAAGCAACACCCACAGAAUCUGUCGGUGCAUGACAACAACCACGUAGAGGCACCCCGUCGACCAGCAUCAUCUGCGCCAGCAGGUGGCGUCGCCGUAUUGCCAAAGGAUGCCGUGCUCAAGGUCACACAUUCUGGACCCGUGCAAAAUGAAGCCAAUAAUAAAGAGAAGACGGUGUCCGACAACGGCCACAGCGAGACGCCCAUAAAACCGGUGCCUGGCAUAGCUAACGAUGUGUCGUUCACCUCCGUUGCUGGUGAGAAGGUCGAAGGAAAAGUGGCUACACGGCCUGCGGGAAAGACUCACCACAAGAAACGGCAUGCACCUGCACCGCCCCCUCCCACUCAAACUCAGUUAGCUAAAGUCGUUGAGAAGAUGCCUCACUCCAGACACAGCUCUGAUUCUAGCGGCUACCACGAGACUCCGUCCGCUUCGCCGGACAACCUGGCCAGCCCCUAUGACACCCGCCUUACCAACGAGACCAGUGUUGCGGAAGUUAGUACUACACAGGAUCACAGGAAGAAGAAAGCGCCAGUUCCAUUCAUGCCUGCGCAGCCCUCGCCAGAACAGACACCACCAGAUGGCAGCUCCGACACAGCCAAACAUCAGCCGCCAAAACAGCAGACAGAACCUCAACAAGUUGUUCCCAUGAGAAGAGGUCGUAAAAAGAAGCAAGCCCCGGCUCCUCCCCCCAACACGAAAUCGCUUUACAUCUCCACAGACACGCCCCCCAUUGACGUCUUCCCCGUCUCCGACCACCCCCUGUCGGCCCCACCUUCCUCUCUCGGCACCCCCUCCCCCGGCGUCAGCUCCCACUCCCCCACCUGCACCGACUCGUCGCUCGUCUCCGAGCCGGAGGGCGGCGACGCCCGCGGGGAGAGUGACGGUGGCGCCCGCAUCGUCACGUAUUUCGGCAGCAGCGACGUUACGACUUACGGCAGUAGCACUAACAAUACUAAUGCUAGCGCUAACACAUCCGAUAACCCGAAGGUGUCUGCGCGCGUCGUCAGUGAGAGCAGCAACAGGUCGUCUGCCAACGAAGUCGACAUGCACCAGUCUUUCCAAGACAUCAUUGCAGAGGCUGAGCAGCAGAUCCAACUAGAGGAACAACACACACGCGCGCCGAAACUCGAGGUGAGUGAGUUUGUCGAGGGUAUGCACUCGAUGACGUCGGCAAUCGUGCGCGACGCCACCACCAGCGAGCUCGAGGCGACCAAGAAGACCGACGAUGUGUCCACGCCGCGAUCGCCGCCUGCCAGCGCUGACUCCAAGCGCGACGCGACUUCGGAAUCGCUGCUGCUUGCGGCGCCCCCUGGCAGCGAGCAGGAUGGCGUGCGCAAGCAGAUCGUCGCCUCCUUCAAUCAGAUCAUGGCAGACGAGAACAUUGAGACGGCGACGCCGAUCCGCGACGACGUCACGCGGCCACAGGGGGGCACCACCGUCGGCAAGCAAGCGCCGAUGUCGCGGGAAUCGAGGUCGGCCGAGGGCUCGUACGCGAGCCGGGAGACUGUCACCGUGGCAACGACGGUGCGAAGCGAGAGGCAGGCCGCGCCGACAGAAGACGCCGGGGGAUACGCGGCGCGGCGACAAAUAAAAAAGGAAGAGGUUCACAUCGCGCGACAGCAGCAAGAGUCGAAGCCUGAUAUCAGCCAAACAAAUGAUGCAGGGCCGGUAAAUGCCAGACCAUCUGAGACCAGGUCCGUAGACGGCAGAGCGGUAGACGCAGGAUCGGUAGCCGCACGAGCGACAGACACCACACCGGUAGACGACGUGCUGGACUGGCAAUACCAACCGCUUCCUCAGCGGCCGAAGAAGAAGAUCACUGUAAACCUGACAGACUUUGCGUCGGUGAAGCGCAGUGGACUGCACACGGAGCCGGUUGCCACCGGCGACCGACCUGUAUUUCGCACGGUCCUCGCCAUCGGCAAUGCCCCGCAUGUGGGGCCACCGCUGCAGAUUACCAAGCCUUCCGAUGACCGCAAGGAGGCGCCACAGCUGCGGAUUGGCGAGCCUUCCGAUAACUACCAGGUGGCGCCACCGCUGCGGUUUGGCGAGCCAUCUAAAGACCGCAAGGUGGCGCUACCGAUGCGGUUUGGUGAGCCAUCCGAUGACCGCAAGGUAGCGCCACCGCUGCGGUUUGGCGAGCAGCCUGAUAACUACCAGGUGGCGCCACCGCUGCGGUUUGGCGAGCCAUCCGAUAAGAAAGAGACAGGCAAGCGUCAAUUCAACGACCGCGAUACAGGAAACCAUCCGACACGGUUCGAGCUGACGCCCGCCGCGCCCACCCACAGUGGUGGCGCCACCGCUGCAGCGACGUUUUCUGUCACGGGCGCUGCACAGAACUUCUCGGAGGCGAGCGUCUCGGUAACGAGCAGACGGGCGCCAGCAGUGCAGACACGCUGCCACUCCACAGCCGAAGUGAUGUCGGCGCGACCCUACACGGCAAGCGAGCCCGUCUCCGCCACCAGCCGUCCGAAGGUGCACAUCCCGCCGGCGAAACAUGCCGAGUACAAGCCGCCCUGGAUGACCGCCAGGCAGAGCGACGCCGCACCGCGCAAGACCGUCACCAGCCUGAAGAUCGGCGGGGACGCGGCGGUGGCGCCCCCUGGCGACGAUCUGGAGCGGCAGUUUGCGGCGCUGCAGAGCCAGGCGAGCGCGUGGCAGCAGCAGAUCCUUGCUAACCAGCAGCUGCUGCAGCACAACGCGGCAAUCCCCGAGGAGCGCCUCCUGGUGCUCAGCGAGCUGCAGCGACAGAUGCUCAACCAGCAGCUCAUACAGCAGCAGCAGCCGCCGCACACGCAGCAGGGGGGCGCCACCACUGCCCCGCCUGUUCCCGUCGACUUCAGCGUGCGGGUCGCCGCGCCGACGACGACGAACCGGUUUGCGAAGAGCGCCUACUCGCCAAAGCCGUACUCGGCUCCCCCACCGGCGCCGCCGCCAGAUAUGCGGAGAAGCUUGAGCUCGCCCGGCUACUUUCCGAUCAGCAAGGAGUCGCUGCGCGCAGCGCUGAAGCCUGUGUCAGAGAGGAAGGUGCGCGAGAGCGAUCCGAGGUUUGGCCCGAAGAUGGCGCCACGAGAGGAGCUGAUGAUCGCAAUCCGAAACACGGGCGGAUCGACUGGCUUAAAGAAGGGUGAAGAUCGUGCACACUUACCGCCGCCAGAGAAGACUCCGCAUGAGUCCCUGCUGCAGUCUAUCAUCGAGGCAGGAGGGACUCCAACACCAGCAACGAGACAGAAAGACUCUAACUCUACACUCUCUGCUACGGUAGUGAAUGCGAAUGCACCAGGGUAUAACGCAGUGGCCAAUGGUGACGCAGGUGUCGGGUUCAUGUUAGCCAAUGGGAGCGUGGCGGGCAGUUCAAACAUUGACAAGCCACUAGAUGGCGGCGGUAACUUUACCGUGGUGGUCAACGGAAAGACGCCACACGUUGCGAAUGAUCGCUCGUUACCGCGUGAAAGGUCAGAGGUGGCUUCAAACAGUUGGAAGGAGGAGCAAGUGCCAGCGGUGCCAAAGUCCCCGAAGGAUGACGUGAUAAAAGCUAUAACGAGCUCCGGUGGAAUAGCUGGUCUACGUCAGGUUUCGCCAAGUAAGUCAUUUCAUCGAGAGCCAUCUUCGGUCAUCUUUCGCAGCUCGUCGGAAACAUUCUAAAACAUUAUCAAAAACCAGAUGCGAAGAAUGAGACGCAGCGGUGGCCGUCACGAAUUGAGAGAGCAUUGUGGCCAUUAGAAAGACAGACACCAAACGAGAGAUGACAGAGGACAUCGGGGAACUGAGCAUGGAGCGAGAGGCGAAAGUGGUCGACGUGAAACCGGAUGCGAAAUGAGAGAGGACAGUGGCCGUCUAGAGGCUGUACGCAAAAUGAGAGACUAUGGUGGCUGUUGGGAAACUGGAUGGUGACGAUGGGGAAAGGUGAUGUCGGACUGGAACUUCCACCUCCAGAAUACGCAGCUCUGGAGCCUGUAGUGACGAUGCUGAAUGUGUCAGCAAGUCAUGACGAAGCAUCAGUAGGGCCACUGUAAGCAUAUGAUACGAUGAUGUAACAGUGUUCGGUUUAGACAUUGGUCCACAUAAGCAGUACAAAUGCUUCUCGUACAAGCAAAAUGUUAGACGGAUUGUGAACACACCAACAGAUAUGUUAUCUGAGCAUAAUUUACACUAGACUAUUACUUAAUUAAUUCGACUUGACAAUAAUAUUCUCGUUUACAAUAAGUUUUUUUAUGUGUGCAUAAUAACUAAUAGGCCGUAUAUUAAUUAAUAAUUUAGUAUUUAACAAUAGGUUCUGCUAGUCUGCCUUUCGUCCCACGUUUGAAUGGGAAUAUAUUGUAUGCAGAUGGAGCGUGUCAAGAGGUGUGCAAUUACUACAGUAAAAUUAUGUACAGAAGCUAGUUAAUAUAGAAUUAUAGAGUUGAAGGUUUAAGCAGACGAUUCCGCCCAAUGUGGUAGCUAAGCAAGUGUAUACCAAAUUCUUUACAUUUCAUAAUUGGCUACACAGUCUUAGUUGCAUGUUAAGUUUGGGGCGCUGUGGUAAAUAUUCGGUUGUAUAUGGCGAUAUAUAUACUGGUAGAUUUACCACAGCACGCAUGUGGAAUAAAUUAACCAAUCACUGAUUGAAAUAAAGCGAGAAUGUGCAGCAGUAAUAGAAAAGUGUUCAUCAAAUCAGAGGAUUAUGGCUCCUAUAGUAGCAGG